AUGGUCUCCAUCCUAUCCUUCUUCCAGACCAAGAAGAAGGGUAAGAGAGCGAGGUCACGAUCCCCCUCUCCCACCCAGCAGCAGCGGCCCUCGUCCGCCCCUCGUCCAACUCAGCAGCCUACACCAAGUGGUACAUCCAAUACCAGUCGACCCACUCGAUUCCUCUCAUUGAGACAUAAAUCGGGCUCAUCAUCCUCGACAAAGCCAUACGAUCUCACAGGUAGAAGAGGAGGUACGAACGAGCUAACGAGGAAGAGAAGUAAAGGCAAGUCACUUGAGUCUAGCAAGCCCGACUUGACCAGUGCCUUCAUACCGAAGUUGGACCUGGGUUUUGAUAUACCCAGAACUGAAGAUGCAAUACAGAAAGAUUCUUUGGAUAUACAUGGUGUAGGAGAGAAGAUGGUCCUUCGUCAGCAGGAGAAAGAGGUUAUUAGUAAGCUGCAGCUGAGUGUAGAGGAAGUGAAGCUUGCAUGGGAAGUUAUAGGUAAAGCUCUUAGAGAAUCAGAUUUGAACCAACAUGGCCUGGUGCUACCUCUUCGACCCAACACAGAUCCCACCACUCAACUAUACCUGCUUGCUAUAUAUUGCCUCGUCAUACGUCCGGAUCUUCUAUCAAAUUUUCCAACCAUAGCUGCACAGUUCGCUCAGCCAACCUCCAACCCUUCUAGAAUAUGGCGAGAAAGACUCACCUCAAUCCUCAAAGACGGCGAGACAAGCUCUGAUCUUUCAGAAGUACUCAAAUACACCUUACGUCGUCUUCAACCCACUCCUCCCGAGCCACUGGUCGAUACUGGCUUGUACACCGCAUUCGUCAAAGCUGAACGCUCGUCUUCCUAUCCUCUUGAUGCUUUCGAGACGCUUCUCUCACCUCGACUGAAAACUGGAGUAGCGAAUUACCUGAAUGAAAUCUUCGAAGUGUGGUCUGCGGUGAUCACGCAUGCGGAGCAGAAUGCUAUGACGCCUGGAAGAUUGGCUCAUCUCCUUGGUUGGUGGACUUGGGGCUGUUCCACCGGGAAAUUCAAAUCAUGGGAAGAAUUAUAUAAGGAUUGGAAGAGUGCUGGUCAGAGGAUGGAACAUCUACUAUACGUCUGGAUAAGACAUCAGUCCACAAAGACGCAACUACCCACUCGUUUGCUUGAAGUUGUCCAGGACUACCCUUUUGGCGAGGCAUCAACAACGGCGGAUCAACCGCCAUCACCACCUCCAUCAUCAUUCCCCCGUCAGACUCUGCAUAUCACCUUGACUUCAUCUAUGCCUGUUACUGGGCUGUUCGACACCCCGGAGGAUAUCCUUUCAAGCUCGCUUUCGGCGAAGCUAAAUGAGAACGCUACUGCGCCCCUAUGGUCGGCUCUGAAAGCUGUAAAAGAUUUGGACUUGUCGAAGAUCUUGUCGACAGAUUCCAUGAAUUUCUUGGGACAGGUUACAGAACCCACAGAUAUACCAUCAACACCGUAUCCAGCUCAAAUGAGGUCUCCGAUACAGGUGAAUGUUACGCCUUCGGGUCAGCCCACAUCGAACGGAGGUACUUUCCGUGGUCGAUACCACUCUCACAGCGGAGAUUUAUCCUCUCCCGCCACCAAUGUAUCUUCUUCGACCACGUCACCUAACCUUUCAACGCUCCUGAAUGUCAGAGAAGAUGAUGAUUCACCCAAGUCUGUUAAGAAACAAGCAUCUCUUGGUGUACUGCCCAAGACCGGCGGUUCAGCAUGGGACGAUUUCCAGAAGUCCGGAUUCGGUGAUUCCCCUAAGACUGCCGGUAAACUCGAUUUAGCCUUCUCACCUGGAUCUACAAGUAAACCUAUCGUACCUCCUGCCUCGACCAUUCAGCUAGGAGCUAACAUCACAGAAGGGCCAGUGGCCAUGAAAAGAGCAACUUUCAGCGAUUCCAAAGGUUCAAAAGCAGUGUAUGGCAUUGCAAACGAAGAUGUUAUCGAGAUAGAUGAUACUUUCAUGGCGUUUGUGGAGGAUGCACAGCUUGACCGACCUAGUACCGCCUCCUGGCCGCCUUUCUCCCUUGUUCGACUUAAUCCUUUAGUCCAACCGCUCCAUUGUGAGAAAGUGAUCGAAUGGCUUCUUAUAACCGUCGUGCACCGUUCUCCUCGAAUACCUGCCCCUGAGCCCAUACCUCAAUCAACACAAGAACUUGAAUGGAACCGCCCGACUUCUCCUUCUUCUUCCAAAGCUGGUACACCCCGUGGAUUCAAGGGCAUCACCGAGUCGUUCAAGCGAUCCUCAUCUUUCCAAUCGGGUAUGAACCUUCGGCGGUCUUUCUUCGGUACUUCCGGCUUCUCACUGUCAAGACAUGUUUCGGAUGAAUUGGAUAAUUUACCUGAAAGUGAGAGUGACAAUGCUCAUCAGUUAAGAGCUCCUCUCUCCGCUGCUAGUCUUACACCUACAGAGUACACCAUCACGGAAAUGGGAGAGAUGAUAAAGAUUCCCUCGCCAAACGAAAAGGAGGAUGAAGCUGUUGUUGGACCCCCGGUAUCGGGUGGAGCUGGACCUUCUCUCGCAGCAGAGAAAGAGAUCGAUGCCGAUGUGGCCACUAUCAAGGGCAAACCUAUGGCCACCGGUCUCACCACCGGGCCAUCAGUCGAUACUUUGGCAUCUCAAUGGAAAUAUGCUGGCGAAGGAGCUGAACACAUCGUUUUCUCCCAUCGGGGUACAUUCUCAGAGUACAAUGGCAAGGUACUUCGUCUGAGGAAAUCGCAAUUUUUGGGCAAUUCACCAACUGAUCCGGGGUAUCGUCAAACCCUUAAUGAAUGGACAUUCAAUCUACUUCCUCAACUUGUUCCCUCAGAGUUGUUGAUACAGACUCAAGAGGUUAAUCUCGCUGAAGGUUGGGUGAAAGAUCUGUUCGCACAAGCAGAUGCCACUCGGCCUGAAGAAAGGAAACUACUAGGCGAUCUGAAGAGUCUAGUGGUAGGUGAAGCGAAAGGGGUGAUCAUGGAAGAUACAACUACGAAUGAAAAGAAAGAUGGCAUAGUCAAUCUAGCCUUUGAGAUUAAACCUAAAUGGGGCUUCUUACCUGAUGCGUCUACCAUCGUACCGCCCGAAGCUGCCGAAGUAAAAUCUAAACAUUGUCGAUUCUGCAUGCACCGUCAUCUGAAGGGCCACGACUCGUCAGCAGAAUGCAAGUUCUGUCCUCUAGAUCUAUAUUCGGGUGAGGAAGUCAGGAUGAAAAAAGCCAUCAAUGGUCUGUGGGGAAUAUGGGAGCAGAGUCAGGGAAAGGAGAACAAUUGGAGAGUGUUUGUCAAUGGAGAAAGGAUCAGUCCUGAUAAGAGUGAGAACGUUGCAAAAUACUUUGAUGGUGGACACAGCCUGGCAGAUUACAUUGCCUCAUCCAUUAUUCCGAUCCUCAACAGCUCUCAAGUCUUCCAGACCCUCAAAACCCUACAAUCGACUCUUGAUCCCACUGAUAUAUCAGAUCUGGCAUCUCGAUUUUCUUCUGCUCAUCCCGAUGCAGGACUCUUCGACCCAGCUCUCAUACCUUCUCCCACAUCAGCCGAAUUAGAAGAAUUCAUCAAACUCUAUCUUUCUUCUCCCGAAGCGGGGAAGACCGGCGAUGCUUGGACUUUGAGACAGAGGAUGAUAGGAUUCGCUUUAUCAGCCAUUUUCAAAGAUUGUUCAGUCUUUGUGAAAUUCACGCUCGCUUCGUCUUCUCCCCCUCUCUCGCCUUCAACUGAGAAAACAGAGGAAAAAUGGAGCUUGGUGGAAGGUAGUGGCAAAGUCAAAAUCAUAGAUUUGGAUUUGAAACCGAUUCAGAAUUUGGGUAAAUGGAGAAUUACAGAUGAUAAAAUUUGGAAAUAUUGGUUAGAUACUCAUCCGUCUUCCACACCAACCACAACCAAACCCGAACGCGAUACCCAGAAGAGUGACGACGCAGUUACAGAGGAAGGAGGGCGAACGUUAGAUAUCGCAAUUCGACAUAAAGCUAUUUCAGGGUUGACAUUAAGUGGAAUCUCAGAAGUUGGAUCUACUAAUACUUCUGAUGGAGCUCCAACCAGAGCUUUGUUCAUUCCUACUCCUGAUAGGAAGAGGGAAAAUAACCCUUUACCUACUCCUGCGCUGGUCACUGCUGGAUCAAGUAUGGAAGAUUCACUUGACCCAGUUGACCCCCGGAGUGACCAGAAUCAUCAAUCAGAGUCACCAGUGGAAGAUCGAGGUAGUUCUGUGCCUCAAGCUGUUGAUGAAGCGAUUGAACCUAGGAGGACGAAACGGUCGAUGGCUCCUUCACCUUCACCUCCUCCAUCUCCUGCUCUUGACAUACCAGAACAAGAUGAAGAUCGAUCAAAGGAAACCCCAAAAAUGCUGAAAGACGAUGUAUCGCCCGAAAUUCCGCUUGAUAAUGAAAGUACGGCUCAAGAUCAUCAGCAAGAAAGGGAUAUUCUCAUGCCCCCAACUCUUCAUGACGAUGAAAACGUAGGAAAACCCCAGAAGACAGAUGAAUCCUCCAGUAUAAUCGGAGCUGGUUUAGCCGGAUUGGGAACUGUUGUUGGACUAGCUGCGGAAGCUGUCCAUGCUAUAGUGGAGGAGUUCACGGAGCCUCAGCCUGAAAAGGGACAAGAGAGGGAGCUCGUGAAGGAUGAUGCCCAAGUCGACGAUCAGAGCAAAGCGGUAACCUCAAUCGAGCCAGACGGUGUUCUCGCUUCGGAAGUGCGCCAAGCUACCAACCCUGUGGAAGAGCCUGCUUCCACCGAACAACGUGUGGACAAUAUCGACACUCAAUCUAUUUCUGCUGUUGAUAAUGAGCAUGACGGCCAGGGUACCAAUCCAUUCGCACCGAAUGAACAGCUCAAUACCGAUAACAUCAUCUCAUCAGAGCCAGCCGUUGUACAUGAAAUGCCAAACGAAGAAGAAGCUGAGGAAUAUCAUGAGCAUACGCCUCAAGCCGAAGCAGAUCGCGUCAACGUCGAACCAGACACCCCUCAAGCUGAAUUAGAAAAUUUCUAUACUCCUGCCGAAACUCCUUUGAUCUCUCAACCGCCUACUUUCGAUAUACCUGCAAACCUUCCAGCUCCAGUGGAAACAUCUGACUCUUUGGAACUCCCUUCCUUGACCGAAUCGUCCGAUAUGAUCAAUGAUGUUGCUCAGGAAGUAUCAGAUCAGGCAGAUCAAGUUGAUACAGCAUCAACAGCUGAUACACCAGAAGUGACGAUUAUACCCAUCGAGGAUGCUACACCGAAACGAGAUGGAGAUGAAGCAGUAUCCGACUCGUUUGAGGAUCAGGGGGAUAGUGCACCUGUUCCGAUCAAGAUUGAAGAUACUUCGACUGAGCAGAACAAUGCAGUUGUCGUACCUGCCAGCACCGAAAUUAAUGCCGACACCCCCUUACAGUCCGUUGACUCUCCCGAAGCUGCCGCCUUCAAGACCGGUAUUCCCGCUUCGCUAAUUUCUACCACAAAGGAUCCCGCUGUAUCUCGAGAUCUUUCUAGUCAAGAUGUGUCUGCACCUCCGCAGGAUCCACCCGAGCCACCGGUCGCGGCAGCGCUUGCCGAAGAGAAUUCCUCACUCGAGGUUGAUGGACAUCCAGCAGAUCAAGUGCCUCAUGACGAAGCCGAAGCUGAAGGUGCCCCCAUGACUCAACAUUCUUCUGCGCCUCCUCCUGUAACGAAUGUCGAGAUCCCAGCUAAUCAAUAUGAGGUAUCCUCAUCGUUGGGUCUUGCUCCGGUAGAACCUGAUCAUCCCCACGAACUUUUAGAAGACGAAAAAACUGAGAAUACUUUGGGCCCUAACGAUGAUGUACAAGCUUCAGAACCUCCCAACGAACCUUCGGCCGGGAUCAGUGCCCCGCCUCACUCAGGUCUUGGUCUUGCUGAAGCGACUUCGAACGAAACAGCGAAGGUGUCAGAGAUUCCACCCAUUCUAGGUCAACCGAUCAACUCUACGACUAUAUCCUUCUCGAAUAGUGAGCUAUCUUCCGACAACCAACCUAUCAUCUUUGAAGAUCCAACCGAGUCACAAGAUCACCUUUCUCCACUUGUAUCGGACCAUCACCAAGCGGAAGAACCAGUUUAUGACCAUCAUGAUCUGUCGACGAUCUCUGAAGAUGGUGAAUCAUCUGCACCUAGUUCCACAGACAUGUCGAAGGAUGCUAGUCUACCUACCACCGAUGAUGGUGAACAGUGGGUCGAGGAUGCUCAGCCUUCGCAAGAACAAGAGGAAGAGGAGACUCCCAGAGCUAUACAUGAGAUUUUGGUUGAAGAGGUCAACGUGCGUCGACCUGUGGAUGAGAGAGAAGGUAGACUCGAGGAAGAAGAAGGCAAUUAUGAAAGCGUAAGCGAACCUGUUCAUGAGAUACCGACGAAUGUGAAACCUGCAGGAGCUUCGAAUGAGAAUGGCAUCACACCAUCGGAAUCUACCUCAAUUGUCAAACCAGCUGGAGAAGAAGUGAAGAUUACUGAAUCUGUGGUUAAUCCGAGAUCAAAUGCAUCAGACGAUGCUGGAGUUUCGCAUCUAGUCGAGAAAGAAUAUUUACAUGGAAUCACUCCUCAACCUUAG
This is a messenger RNA of Kwoniella botswanensis, 6498 nucleotides long. RefSeq lists its product as uncharacterized. Bases 1 to 6498 code for a protein of 2165 amino acids. The transcript is spliced from 7 exons. Gene Ontology annotation, cellular component: nucleus. Gene Ontology annotation, biological process: inositol phosphate biosynthetic process. NCBI's taxonomy places the organism in Eukaryota, Fungi, Basidiomycota, Tremellomycetes, Tremellales, Cryptococcaceae. Gene Ontology annotation, molecular function: inositol-1,3,4,5,6-pentakisphosphate 2-kinase activity; ATP binding. The record is from RefSeq and is a predicted model, not a curated record.